AUGUUGGAGGCGGUGGGCCGUUAUCUGAUGAAAUAUGUCCGUUAUGAUUGGCGAACAAACAGUAUGGCGCGUGUGGCCAUAUGUCGCGGCACGUGCGACGGUGCAGCGCAUCGCGCGCGCUGUUCACUCAGGGAUAAAACUGUAAACUACAGACCUACAAUACUUAAAGAGGGUUUACAGUACGGGACUCUACCGAAAAAAUUGAACAAUUCAAAUUUAAUGUCUUGA
Arctia plantaginis is the source of this 228-nucleotide messenger RNA. Lineage: Eukaryota; Metazoa; Arthropoda; Insecta; Lepidoptera; Erebidae. The record is from the annotation of a GenBank genome assembly.